This is a messenger RNA of Jaculus jaculus (lesser Egyptian jerboa), 4415 nucleotides long. RefSeq names its product mitogen-activated protein kinase kinase kinase 3 (gene Map3k3). The coding region runs from base 98 to 1978 and encodes 626 amino acids. The record is from RefSeq and is a predicted model, not a curated record. Gene Ontology annotation, molecular function: ATP binding; protein kinase activity; protein binding. Gene Ontology annotation, biological process: protein phosphorylation. Lineage: Eukaryota; Metazoa; Chordata; Mammalia; Rodentia; Dipodidae. The transcript is spliced from 16 exons.
CCCGCUGCCGUCCCCGCCGCCCGGGCCCCCGGCAUGCAGCCCCGGCUGCGGAGGUGACACUCCUUGGACUCAAGCUGCCGCCGCCGCCAUCGCCACCAUGGAUGAACAGGAGGCAUUAGACUCGAUCAUGAAGGACCUGGUGGCCCUCCAGAUGAGCCGACGUCCCCGGGUGUCUAGUUUUGAGACCAUGAAAAACAAAGACACAGGUCACCCAAAUAGGCAGAGUGACGUCAGAAUCAAGUUUGAACACAACGGGGAGAGGCGAAUUAUAGCAUUUAGUCGGCCUGUCAGAUACGAAGAUGUGGAGCACAAAGUGACAACAGUGUUUGGGCAACCUCUUGAUUUACAUUACAUCAACAAUGAGCUCUCCAUCCUGUUGAAAAACCAAGAUGAUCUUGAUAAAGCAAUUGACAUUUUGGAUAGAAGCUCAAGCAUGAAAAGCCUUAGGAUAUUGCUGUUAUCCCAGGACAGAAACCAUACCAGUUCCUCUCCUCACUCUGGGGUGUCCAGACAGGUGUGGAUCAAAGCUUCCCAGUCUGCGGGGGAUGUAAAUACACUCUACCAACCCCCUGAGCCCAGAAGCAGGCACCUCUCUGUCAGUUCCCAGAAUCCUGGCCGAAGUUCUCCUCCUCCUGGCUACGUGCCUGAGCGACAGCAGCACAUUGCCCGGCAGGGAUCCUAUACCAGCAUCAACAGUGAGGGGGAGUUCAUCCCAGAGACCAGUGAGCAGUGUAUGCUGGAUCCCCUGAGCAGUGCUGAAAAUUCCUUGUCAGGAAGCUGCCAAUCCUUGGACAGGUCAGCAGACAGCCCAUCCUUCCGGAAAUCACGAAUGUCUCGAGCCCAGAGCUUCCCAGACAACAGACAGGAAUACUCAGAUCGGGAGACUCAACUCUAUGACAAAGGGGUCAAAGGCGGAACCUAUCCCCGGCGCUACCACGUGUCUGUGCACCACAAAGACUAUAAUGAUGGCAGAAGAACAUUUCCCCGAAUUCGGCGACAUCAAGGCAACCUAUUCACCCUUGUGCCGUCUAGCCGCUCCUUGAGCACAAACGGCGAGAACAUGGGUCUAGCUGUUCAAUACCUGGACCCUCGUGGGCGCCUGCGGAGUGCAGACAGCGAGAAUGCCCUCUCUGUGCAGGAGAGGAGUGUGCCAACCAAGUCUCCUAGUGCCCCCAUCAAUUGGCGCCGGGGGAAGCUCCUUGGUCAGGGUGCCUUCGGCAGGGUCUAUUUGUGCUAUGAUGUGGACACUGGACGUGAACUUGCUUCCAAGCAGGUGCAGUUUGACCCAGACAGUCCUGAGACAAGCAAGGAGGUGAGUGCUCUGGAGUGUGAGAUCCAGUUGCUGAAGAACUUGCAGCACGAGCGAAUUGUGCAGUACUAUGGCUGCCUGCGGGACCGUGCCGAGAGGAUUCUGACCAUCUUCAUGGAGUACAUGCCAGGGGGCUCCGUAAAAGACCAAUUGAAAGCCUAUGGAGCUCUGACGGAGAGCGUGACCCGCAAGUACACCCGGCAGAUCCUGGAGGGCAUGUCCUACCUACAUAGCAACAUGAUUGUUCACCGGGACAUUAAGGGAGCCAAUAUCCUCCGAGACUCAGCUGGGAAUGUGAAGCUUGGGGAUUUUGGGGCCAGCAAACGCCUACAGACCAUCUGCAUGUCAGGAACAGGCAUGCGCUCUGUCACUGGCACACCCUACUGGAUGAGUCCUGAGGUCAUCAGUGGUGAGGGCUACGGAAGGAAGGCAGACGUGUGGAGCCUGGGCUGCACUGUGGUGGAGAUGCUGACGGAGAAACCACCUUGGGCAGAGUAUGAAGCCAUGGCUGCCAUUUUUAAGAUUGCUACCCAGCCCACCAAUCCUCAGCUGCCUUCUCACAUCUCUGAACACGGCAGGGACUUCCUGAGACGCAUUUUUGUGGAGGCUCGUCAGAGACCUUCAGCUGAGGAGCUGCUCACACACCACUUUGCACAGCUUGUGUACUGAGCGCUCAAGGCUGCUGCCAGCCACCACCUGCUGCGUGGGCAGUGGGGUGCUGUGAGGCUCAGUGAAGUCGCUGCUGCUUCUAGGCAAGGCUGUGGACAGUGGAGCUGCAGUCCAGCCAGUGUUUGUCUGUGCCUCCUCUUCCACUGGGGCUCAUAGUCAGGAGGGGAUGGCUGUGGCCUCGAGACUGGGAGCCUCAGCCUGUCAGACCCUGUCAGAGCUCCAGCAUCUUGAGCUCAGUGUGGAGGGGAAGGUACUGGGCAGUGUGGCCAGGAGUCUGGCUCAGAUGUGUGCUGACACCGUAGUUAGCACUGAAGCCCAGAGGGACUAGGGGCCCAGGAAUGACUUAAGGGUAUGAAUAGUGUUAUUUCAUUCAGAGUGUUACUUUGUUUCCCCUCCCAGUGUCUGGAGACCACCAGGCUCUUUGGGUUGAAUAAGCCCAGUGAAGCCUGAAGCCUAGCAUCCCUCAACCAGCAGAAGGCAGAGGCCCAGGCUGUCCUCAUCCUUUCAGCCCCCAGGUCUGUUUUGCCAAUCCUUGUCCUUUACCAAAGAUGAAGCAAAUGUUAUGCUGCCUUAUUCCAGGGAAGGAGGAACCUGCCUUGCCUGCCCCUGUGACCUUGCCCCCACAAGCAGGCCUGAGAACUGCCUCCAUUGAGGAGGAGACCUAGUUUUGUCAAUGCAAUUCUCUUGUUUUACAGGUUAGUCACUCUUAUGCUGUUCCCAGUUUCUAAACUGGAGACUGUUUGCCCUCUGGGCUCUUGAGUAUCCAUGUUGGCUUGGGGCUUGGGUUGGAUUAGAGAGCUAAUGGGUAAUGGGAUGGCCUUUGUGCUCGUGACCUGACAGCUGCCCCUACUGAAGCAGAGGAAAGUGGACAAUACAGUGACAGUAUCUGGCCCUGGGCCCCACUGCAAAGUUCAGGAGCUCCCAAGGAGUUGUCUCAAGUUGUUUGAGUCAUGAUCCUGCCAGGCCUGAGCCCAUUCCAUCUGGUAAAGUUUAAGUCCACAUGUUGCCACCAACCAUGUCCAAAACCACCAGCUCUGUUCUUCCUUAGCCUGCCCUGCCGAGAUCCAUGUUCUCAGCCUUAUUCCCCUUCUUGCUCUUCUGGGAAAGGAAUGGCAACAGGGGUUGGGGAAACAAUAUCUCUAAGCAGCUUAGAGUUGGCCAUAUUUACCUCAGCCUGGGUGCUGGUCCUUUCUUCCGGCCCCUCCCCUCCAAAAUGUGCCUAUUGCUAGAGCUCCUCCCUCCCAACUCCCAGUUUCCUUGGGAGUUGUCAUUAGAGAGAGAGAAAAAAAAAGCCAGUGCCCAGGGAUGGGCAUUCCCAGAACCUGGGGAUUAGUGCCAGGCAGCUCAUUGCCAGCCAUGCCCAAUUCCCCACGGGCACAGAACAAGCCAAAGCCUUCGUUGUAUGUUGACGAUGCACUUUUAUGAAUGUAGUUUCUAUCGCUGUUUUUAGCCUUUUCACAUCAUGUAAUGUGAGGCCUUGUACUUGUUAAUUUAUAUCUCAGAUCAUAUUUGAUGGUUUUUAUAUAUAUCAAUUCCAGACUGUUACAGGUGAUGGACUCCUCAAGAGAGAACAGAAAUUGAAAGCAGCUGGUUUUGCAGAAAUGUGUGUUGCACGGUGCCAGUUGGGCUUACAUUCCUCUGUUCCAUCCCUUUUCCCUCAGGGGCCUGUCAGGCCACCUUCCACUGCUCUCAGGCCAGUGAGCACAUACCACCUCAGCCUCUGCUGGGUGAGGACUGGGCCAUCUUGACCAAUGCUGCCAGGUGGCAGCCCAGCCUGCUCACAACCCCAUCCCGAUGGCUGGAGCAGUCCCCAGCCCACACCCAGUGUUCCCCAUCCCCAAGAGGAGCAGAAGUUGGUGCGCUGACAAGAUGUCAGAUGAGACGACUGCUUGUUCCAGGUUCAGGCUCACAGAGCCCCACCCCAGGGUUUACCUCACAGGGGAUAUUUCAGAAAUGAAUUUAAAAUAAGCUGACAAACCCUGCCCUCCAAAAAAAGAAAAAGGACCCCCUUGUUAUGCCAAAAACUGUGGACAUGCUGGCUCAGCAUCCUCAGGACCAAGCUGUUGCUUAAUUUUUUAAUUUAUUAUUUUCAGUUAAGUAAUCCAAAUGAAAAGUCGUGGGGCUCUAGAGAUUGUUGGGCCCAGAGAUUUUGAAGGGCAGUUUCCUCAAAGCCUUAGGCUUGUUGUGGGAAGAAGCCAUGCCACCAUUUUCUCGUCAUUCCAUGGGGUGUGUCUGCCUUGGCCAAGCCUGCGUGGCAGGGUUAGGCCUGGGUCAGUGCACCUGCUGCCACCCUCCUGCCCCUCCAGCUCUGUGUCUGAAUUGUGGAUUGUGCAGAAGAACCUGCAGGCAUAGUUAUUGACCAUAUCUUGACUGAGGGCUUGCAGUGCAAAGCCAGGCCAGUGUCAUGCAUUACUUCCAAUAAAAGGGAUCAUUUAUA